AUGCCUAGCGAAAUGGUUGAAUCGGCCACCCGUGUUGCCAGAUAUGGCGAGGAUACGGAGCGCUUUCUGGAGAAUCUGCCUCCACCUGUUCCUCGAGACAUCUACAGAGAAAGUCAACAGUUUCAUAUCAUUAUGGAGUAUGAACGCGCACGGUUUCGGAACUCUAACCGCGCAACGGCAGCUCCUUCCCACGAAGAUGGUUCCCAGAGUGCCCACAGUGAUACUUUCCAACCCGGGAAUGAUGAGAACGCGAACUUCAUUGUUUUUCUCAUUGAGCCCACUUCGUUUCAAAGGGAAAUUGUUGAUCGAAAAGAUCACGGUCACCUCGGAUUUUCCUAUGAAUACAAUCGAUAUACGAAAAUCCUUAUCAUCAAGAUGACUACUAUGGAACACCGCUGCGCUGCCCGCGCAAUGAACACUCUUAUCGAAAAUGCCCUUGGUGAUAUGGGUCUAGACCGUGAUUGCGUGUCCUUUGCAGGUGUCGAGGUUAAUAUGGGUGCAAAUCAGAAAGUUCCAGAUGAAGGCUGGGCGCCUAUGACCAGCGCACGGCAAAGAUCUAGCAGGCCUGCAGUGGUUUUGGAAGUGGGGGUGUCUGAAUCUGAGAGGAAGCUUCGCGCCAACGCCAGGAUGUGGGUGGACCCAUCCGCAGGUCAAGCAAAUAUCGCCAUCACGAUCAAGAUCAAACGUCAUCAGCCGCUUUUGAAGAUCGAUCAGUGGGAAUGGGAUGCGGAUAUCGGAAAAACACGAGUCAACCGCCAUACUCGUGAGAAGGCUUCGGUUUCAGGUGGACCUCUAUUGAUUCCUUUUCAAAAGAUCUGGCGGAGGGCAGCUCAAUACCCUCGGGAAAGGGACAUCCUUCUCAAUGUGGAAGAUUUGGCUUUUCUGGCGACCCAUGUUUGGGCUGCCAUGGGGAUCGACUAUUAA
Messenger RNA from Penicillium egyptiacum, 924 nucleotides. NCBI's taxonomy places the organism in Eukaryota, Fungi, Ascomycota, Eurotiomycetes, Eurotiales, Aspergillaceae. The record is from the annotation of a GenBank genome assembly.